UGGCGCCUAGCUAGCGCUACUCUGGCCACCCUGUUGUUGUAGACUUGGCCAAAUUGUGUGUUUUGCUGGUGAAAGUUAGAAUUUUAACGAGAUUUUCUAGAAGUGCCGGUGUUUGGUGCCCUUCUGUGAUGUCGGUCAGUUAGAUUAGAGUGUAGCUCAUCGGUGUGCACAGAGCUUCGGGUCGGAAGAAACCCUCAGAAAGCAGCACACGACUGAACAAGGAUUCACUCAGGAUGCCAAUACUGAACAAAGAGGAGUUUGAAAGGAGUCCCCCUCCGGACGACCUUAAGCCAGACGACCCAGUGUUCUACAAUAAGCUUACUAACGAAGUGUUCACGGACUACGACGACUACUUUGCGCGGGUCAUCUUGUGCAAUUCGCUGGUAUGGACGUGUUCACUGACCGGCAAGUCAGGUUUGACGUUUCAGGAUGCGCAGGAAAGCGAGGAGGCUGCUCGUCAGUGGGUGCGAGUUUUUCCUCGCGUCCUGCGCAGGCCCGCGUUAUUCGUCACAGACCUCACAAGCCGUGGCAGGUUAGCGGACCUCGUUGAUGACGUCUUCAACUUUGUAAAAGAUCGUUUCUUUGUCGGUGAAGAGUUGGACUAUGUUUAUAAUAAUAAAAGGAAGGGGGGCAAGAUACUGCGCAUUCACCCAUUCACGGCAGUCCCAAAAGAACAGAAAACGGAUUCUUCUAACAAAGAAAAAAACAAGAAAAAGGAUUCGUCAGAUUUAUUAAAAGUUGUAUACGAUAUUGAAGAUGAGGACAGCGGCCAAAAAUUUGAAGUUCUCGGAAAAGACCUUUAUAGGCAUAAGAAAACUUUCACCAGAGAUCGUCUUAAGGUGUUUCUCAAACUGGCAACUGAAAUGCGUAAUAAUGUGCUUAGAGUUAAAGCUCCCAUAGCAGAAAAAUAUAAGAUUAGCGAGGUUAAAUUUCACGAUAUAACUGUUGGCCAGUUGCCUGAAUUCGUGGUGAGUCCGCUGAAGAGAGUCAGUAAACCGGUUCCUCCCAAAAAGCUGCAGAAAGUGAAAGAAGGAAAGGUCAAGGAGAAAACGAACAAGGAAAGCAAUAAGGAGAAUAAGGUCGAUAGCACUAAAGUUCCAAAAAAGUCGAAAAAGAAGCCAGACGAUACUCCUAAAUCUGAUGCGACUAAAAAAGAGAAAAUAUCUCAGAAAAAAGACGCCGAGGACAAGUUGCUGCGCACAAUGUUCAUGGUCGAGUGGUCAAAGCCUCGGGACGAUCUUUCGGUUGACGGUCUUCGUGAUCUCCCAGUUGCCACUUCCUUUGACUGCCGCAUUCCCCAAGAAGCACUUUCAGAUGCUUUCCUUGUCUUGGAAUUCUUCUCUGCGUUCACACAAGAAUUGGGUGUCAAGGACUAUUUCUUGUCCGGCCUCACGUUUGACAUUUUGGAAAGAGCCGUGACCGAAACCGACAUUAUAGGUCCAUUGGGUGAUAUAUUCCAGAUCUUGCUCACCAAUCUCUUUAAGCUGAAAGAAGCAGAAAGCCAAUUCAAUUACAGCUAUACAACCCCUUCAGAUGAUCAGCCAGAGGCAAUUUAUCAAGCGCAAAAGGCGGCGGGCCGAACAAUGCGUCAGAUUCGAAAAGUGCUGGGUUUCUCGUUACCGCAAUUAACCCUAGACAAGUUCACCUUAUCGGAAGUGUUACGAUUGCAUAUUGAGUCAAGCGGAGCACCAGGUGUCACGAAGAAGGCAGGUAGCAUGGAUGCCGCUGAAGAUCCAGGUCUAGCUUUUUCUAUAAAUAACCCCCAUAUCGUAGAUGUGCUAAGGAGAUGCAGUAUAUUUGAGCUGGAAAUUGCUGACAAGCUUAAACUGCUUAGAGUUAUCGUGGAACAACUACUCUGCACGGAUGGGGUGAGGGAUAUGAUUGAGGAAGCCGUCGAUGCCCACAAGGCUGCCCGUAUUGAGUUGAGGAAGCUACGUAUACUUGCCAGGCCAGGUUCGGGGCCAGACGACAGACCGCAGGUUUCCCCACGCGAAUUUGAUAGAAGAGAACAAGAACUAAAACAGAAGCUCAGAAGUGCUCAAGAAAAAAUCAUGAUGGCACCUUUAGGUGAAGAUCGUGCGUUCCGUAGGUAUUAUCUCGCAUAUUCUAUUCCGGCCGUAAUUAUAGAAGACGACGUAGUUAAUAUUGGCGAGGAAUGCAUUGCCGGUGGAACGCCAAAGCAGAAGAUGACGAAUCAUUCGCCAGCUUUCAUGAAGCAAUUUCUCCAAAAUUAUGGGAAAGAUAACGUGUCACUCUCCAUGCUAACUGCCCUCAAGGAGGUUACCAAUAGCAGUCCUGAGAAAUUAUCUAGAGAGGAACAUUCUCGUUUGACAUGCACAGGAGAUCAACAAACUUGCUUGGUCCAUAAUAGAAAUCUGUCAAGGGAUACGUGGCGAUUUGUCUCAACUAGGGAACAGUUGGACGAAAUUAUCGCUUCUCUUGACGUGCGCGGUGUUCGGGAGAAGGCACUCAAGAUAGCGCUAAACGCCGACAUAGAAAAUCUGCGAUCGGCCAUUGAUAGAACACCGUUGUUUGUGCUCAACAGAAACUUUGAGAACUCUCGUAAGACAAAGCUGCCUUCACAGUUUAUAAGGGACAGUGGCCUGCAUGAUGUGAAACCAAGCUUUGCCUUGGAACUAAGUUUCCGCGAAAUUCUCCUAGGUCUUGAGGAGCGAAUCACAGCGGGAAAUUUAGGCUACCUUAAAAAAGACAGAAAUUUAUGGCGAAACAGAAUGAUUGAAAUUCUUGAUGCUGUCGGAGAGAAAAAGACUGCUGCAGAGAUCAACGCGCUCCAAUCAAAGGCUCCAAUGUCCGAAGUUAUCGAUGAACUAUGUGAUGCUUUGAUUGCUCUUGGACAUUCGGUUGAAAAGAAGGUUCUAAUGGCGCCCUUAGGGGAAGCGGAGCCGCCAAGUAAAGUAAAGAAAAAGAAAGAGGGACCAGAUGGGCUCCCUUCUAUCAAAGGAAACAUUGCAACCUGGAUUCGCGAAAUGAAACCAAAUGCGGUGCCAGAAGUCAACGGUGUCCAUAAAAAGAAGGACAACAUCACUGGCUUAGCGGAUUUUGCUGAUUCCGACUCGAAAGAUGAGGAAUCGUCGUCUGAGGAGGAAGAUGAAACACCAAAAGGCGAAGGUCACAUGCUCAACCUACCGCGGCUAUUUCUGCUCAUGUACAGCCUUGAACGGUCAGUGAUGUGGACUCGCUCGAUAGCAAAUGCUGCAUGCCUUGUGUGUCGCAAAAAGAGUAACCCAGACCAGAUGUUACUGUGUGAUGGCUGCGACAGAGGCUAUCACCUUUAUUGUCUUAAACCACCACUAGAUGCGGUUCCGCAGGGUGAUUGGUUUUGCUCGCAGUGUGCUCCGAUACCACUUAGUCCCCGAAAAAGGAAACAAGCCCCAGUUGAUUUGUCGAGCGAGGAAGAAGAAGAAGAGGAAAAGGAGAAUGACUCCGAAAUUGAUGAAAAUCAGGACGUUUGUCAUGCGUGUGAAACGGGCGGUGAGCUGGUCUUAUGUGAUUCAUGUCCCCGUGCCUACCACCUCGAGUGUUGCCAACUUAAGAGAGUGCCUCGAGGACCGUUUAAAUGUCCAACCUGUGUUAAAGGUCCUACAAGAAAGAAGACCCGCGGUAGUCCACCGGCUACCAAGGUCAAAUUUAAGAGCGGUAAAAACGUUCGACGUAUGCUUGACAUGGGCGUCGUUGAGGAUGUCGAAUCAUUUGACUACAAUGUGUGCUCUAAUUUAUUAAAACAAUUGGUCAAGUUGGACGAUGCGUGGCCCUUCCUGGCCAGUGUGACCCGGAAGGACGCGCCCGACUACCACAAAGUCAUCAAACGCCCCAUGGAUUUCGGCACACUUCAGGGUAAAUUGAAUGAUAUGAAGUAUAGGAAUAAUGCUUCAUUUAUCAGCGAUGUUCUUCAGAUAUUUGCAAACUGCUGUGUAUAUAACAAACCACGCAGCGAUGUUGUGAAGGCUGCUACAUCGUUGUCUGCUACAUUUUGCGAAAUGCUUGUUCAAGUGGGGCUCGAAUGUUACAUCGAAUUGAAGGAUUCGAUCCUAGAGGAGACGGAGGAAUCGUCUGGCUGGUCGCAAGGAAAACCCCGCUCCGCGCAGUCAAAGACUAAUGGAAAUGCCGACACCGACAAUAACGACGAGGAUGAUUAUGAAAGCGAGGAGGGAUCUGACAAUGAAAAUGACGAUGAAGAUGAGGAACAGGACAACGGUGGUGAAGAUGAGGACGAUUGCGAUGAUGAUGAUGAGACGGAAGAUGGCAGUAAACACAAUAAUAACAAAAUAGGGGCCAGUAAUGAAGAAAACGAUGACGAUAAUGAGGACGAUGAUGAUGAGGACGGCGAAGGGCACGAAAAAUCUGCUGACAAUUCGGAAGACGACGUUGAAGCAGAGGAGACUAGAGAUGAAAGUCAUGAUAAUGGCGGUGAAGACGAAGAUGACGAAGAAGAAGACGAGGAAGACGACGACGACGACGAUGAUGAUGAGGAUUAUGGAAGUAAAAAAACUUUUAUUGCAGCCAGGAGAAAGAAGAGCUCCUUGUCAUCGCCGAAAUCGAAAAAGGACACACAGAGGAAAAGAAUUGGAUCAGCGAUAAGGACUCGUAAGCGUAAAAGAGGUGGUGCAAACGAUGAUGAUGAGGAAGAGGAGGAGGAUAGCGCCGAUGAGGACUAUACCCCGAAAAGGAGAUCGGUAUCUACCAGAAGAAUCAGCUAUUAAAUAUAUACCUUACAGUUAGUUAGGAUGAGUAACAACAAUAAUAGAAAAACCACAACAAGUGGACACACACAUAUAACUCUGUAACUGCAAAGUAACAUUAGCAAUGACGACAUCGCAGCUAUACCCCCUGUUGUUACCAGAAGCUUUGAAAGAUGAGUGUGUGUAUGUAAAUACGUAGUUUGAAAUAAUAACAAACAUAUGCCUCCCAACGGAAAAGAUGGUUUGAAUACGCUUUCAAAAAAGGAACACUGAUUUGUUGGUGAAAAGGCGCCCUACGGAAACGGGAAAAAUAAUGCAAGUUCAACACUAUGGUAUCAUACUGUUCUCGAUAGCUCAUGACCAAACAAUAGUUCGUAGUGGACUGGUAUAUAAUGGUAGUGAACAAAAAUAUAUCUAACAAAAAAGAGAUGGUAAGAGCAGCGGCACCAUUAUUAAAUGACGGUAACCACAACAACAAUAAAACAUUAGAAAAGAGGAUUCGGUGCAUAUAUCAACUCAAGAUGCCGUUUUGCGCCCUUCUACACCGAUGAAUAAUUGUACAUAAUAGAAGCUGGGUGGCUGGGUAAACUGCUCGUUGUAAACUGCAGAGUACUUAUUGAAGGUACAUCAA
Molecule: messenger RNA, 5331 nt
Organism: Varroa destructor (honeybee mite)
Lineage: Eukaryota; Metazoa; Arthropoda; Arachnida; Mesostigmata; Varroidae
Product: bromodomain adjacent to zinc finger domain protein 1A-like
Biological process (GO): regulation of DNA-templated transcription; chromatin remodeling; regulation of heterochromatin formation
Cellular component (GO): CHRAC; nuclear chromosome
Molecular function (GO): DNA binding; protein binding
Source: RefSeq, a predicted model, not a curated record